AUGGCCUCUGCAAGCUCUCUCAAGCCAAUAUCUUCUCUCAAACUCUCCAACCCAAGAUCUCAAGGUCACUUCCAUUCUCAACAACAAUUGGGUUUCACUCACUCUCAAGCCUUUGCAACCCAACAUCUCAAACUUUCAAAAGACACUCAUGAUCAACAUCAUUUCUCAACAAAAAGAAGUUCCAAGGACUUCACCACCAGAGCUUUCUUCUUCAACAAGAAGAAGUCCCCUCCUGUAUCUCCAAAACCAACUAAAGUUCAAGAGCUGAGUGUCUAUGAAAUCAACGAGCGAGACAGAGGCAGCCCAGCAUUCCUAAAACUCAGUCAAAAACCCCAAAACUCUCUUGGGGACCUCGUUCCUUUCUCCAACAAGAUUUACUCUGGAGACUUACAGAAACGCUUAGGCAUAACUUGUGGUCUCUGUGUACUAAUCCAGCAUGUAGCAGAAAAGAAAGGUGAUCGAUAUGAGGCGAUAUACAGCUUCUACUUUGGUGAUUAUGGUCACGUAUCGGUACAAGGAGCAUACCUAACCUACGAGGACACCGACCUAGCUGUGACUGGUGGGUCUGGGAUCUUUGAGGGUGUGCGUGGACAUGUCAAGUUGCAGCAACUUGUGUUUCCUUUCAAGUUGUUCUACACUUUCUAUUUGACGGGAAUACCUGAUUUGCCAGCUGAACUUCUGGGAAACCCAGCUGUGACCCCAUCGCCAAGUGUAGAACCGGCUCCUGCUGCUAAGGCCACAGAGCCUCAUGGGAUUAUCAAAAACUUUACCAAUUGA
Molecule: messenger RNA, 777 nt
Organism: Dovyalis caffra
Lineage: Eukaryota; Viridiplantae; Streptophyta; Magnoliopsida; Malpighiales; Salicaceae
Source: the annotation of a GenBank genome assembly